AUUUCGCAUGUAAAAAUAUUUAUUCAGCAGUAGUUAUGAAGUAUGCUCCAGAUCCAUUGAAUAGAAAUGGGUUGCAUCUCAUUCUACAGGGCAAUCGGGGACUGUUCCCUUUUCACCUUAAAUAAUUCUAGAUUAAACCAUGCAAUAUACACAUCAACAAGCUCUGAUUGGUCUGAUUGGCAUCUUGGGACCCGCUCUCCUCUCUCUGUUUCGACGAAACGGUUUUCAAUUCAGGGCCCAUCAUGUCCAAACUCUAUUGUCCCUCAUCUGCACGUUCAUCAGUUGGCGUCAACGCCAUCAGGACACCUCUUAUUGGCUUUUCUUCGACGCCUAGUCCACCCUGGAUUGUCUCACAGCGGACCGGGUCACCGGGUGGCGGCAGGGCCGUUCGUAGACAGGCGCGGUGGAACGAAGGAUCCAGCAUCCGGAGACUUGAAGAGGGCAAAUUUU
Molecule: messenger RNA, 450 nt
Organism: Aspergillus alliaceus
Lineage: Eukaryota; Fungi; Ascomycota; Eurotiomycetes; Eurotiales; Aspergillaceae
Exons: 1
Coding region: 140-334 (64 amino acids)
Source: RefSeq, a predicted model, not a curated record